This is a messenger RNA of Gryllus bimaculatus (two-spotted cricket), 9448 nucleotides long. NCBI's taxonomy places the organism in Eukaryota, Metazoa, Arthropoda, Insecta, Orthoptera, Gryllidae. The record is from the annotation of a GenBank genome assembly.
UUCAAACAUGGCGAAUUACAGCUUCAUACAGUAUUAUUACUAUUUAUAGGGUUGCGUGAAAUCGGGUUAUAGGUAUGAAUUCAAAACCAUAUUAUUUGGAAAAAGAACCAUUAAGGACGAAGGUGACCUUAAAGAUGUAAUUUUCUGCAAUGAAUUACUAUUGUGUGGGCGAAUGUCAAUUUGUGAGUUGGUACACCCAUUCUCCGGUUCAAUUUGUUGUACUGUAGAAUUUAGUUCUUUGUAAGUAAUUGAAGUGCCCACUGGGUUUGUGAAGAAGGUCGCUACCAUUGCUAGACCUUUUAGGAGGAGUGUCAAUUAAAGUGUAAUUAUCGUACAUUUAAUCGGCUUAAUUCUUGGAAAUGGCCCCCGUGGAUGAGAAUGGUAAUAAUUUUUUGCAUUACCAUAACAUAACCUCAAACGAAGUUAUCGCUGGAAGUAUUGAAAACAAUUUUACAUGAAUGGAGAUGUAGCUGCGGGGACAACUAGCAACCUUCCAUUACCACGAUAGUUCGUAUCGUGAAAACUAUUGAUAUAUUUCGAACAAUCAUGAAAAUAAAGAAAGAAGCCCUGUCGAGUUCAGGGAAUUUUAAUGAUAAUGAAGGUGCUUAUGAAAAGAACCCCAGUGAUAUUACAGAGCAUGAUUCGCCCAAUACAGUUUUACUCAAUGAAAGUGUACAAACCAGCCAUCUACCUGUUUCGGUGUCUGGAACGAAGGAGAAGAUCGUUCCGGAAAUCACUGUCAAAUCUCAGGAUGCAGCAUGUAGCACAAGUGAACCAUGGCACCAGGCAGGAAUUCUGCGCCAAGCUCUUUUAUCCAUCAAUUCGUCGGGACAGGUGGAAAAAUCAGAACCAAAUGUUAAUGUAGAAACAGUGUUGCCUAAAAUGAGAGACCAUCUACUUCCAAAUGUGGAUGACAUAAAGUUAACAAAAACUAGAUCUUCUGUACCAGUACCUGUUUCGAGUAGUUCACUUUCUUCUGCAUCAUUUUCCACAUCAAAUGAUUUUUCUGCACCAAUAACAUCCAUACCAGCAGUGACUUCUCCUUUCCCUUCACUUACUUUUGCAGCACUUUCUGCAAAUUCAUUAAAUUCUAAUUGUACAGUUCCUGUACAAGAUUCAACCUUGUCAAUAAUGACUCCACUUCAGCCAUGCAAUGUGCAUCAAAGAAGACUACCCAGCCCAUCAAAUGAUAUUCUUUCUAAUUCAUCAUCUGAUGCUGUUCCCAAUCCUGAUGCUGAUUCAUCUGUAUCUGUAGCAAGUGUUGACAGUAUAUCAUCUCUAGUUUCUGCAGUGCCAAGUUACACUGCUCCACCAAGUCUGUGUCAAGCAUUAGCAUCCUUAUCUUCUAAAGAUGAGGCAGUUACAGUGGUAUAUUCUUCUAUUCCAAAGGUGGAAACAGCAAGUUUUAUUCAUGGUAUUGAGAAAACUGUUCCCCUACCAUCAAUGUCAGAAGUGAAAUCUAGUUUAACAACACAUAUUGGUGUUUCUCCUCUAUCUGAGAGUAAAUCAUCAGAAAAUCAUCUCCACACUAAGGUUUCUGACACAUUAUCAAUCACUCCUAAUACUGAAUCUCAUAGUGAAGGAAUGGCUUAUAACAGCUUGCCCUCAACUGAUGUUAAUAAUGCUCUUAGCUCAAUCAAGGUGGAUGAACAACAAAAUGCAUCAGAGUUCGGAGGUGACACUAAUAUAUCUUUAUCAUCUGGAGCAGUUAAAUUUGGAGGUGAUAAUUCGGACAUUGCCUCUAGCAUUGUUAUUCCAGUGUCAUCGGACGUUAUAUUAACAAAGAUUGAUGGUCAAAAUUCAACGUCACAUCAGGAUAUUAGUCACAUUAUUACAAUUCCUUUACCAGCAUGUACUAUAUACAACAGUUCAUUGAGUAUACCAAUGCCAUUACCUUUAUGUAAUGGUACAGCCCCAGGUGCCUCUGUCCAGAUGACACCUGCAGUUGUUUCAAGUUUACCUUAUUCUAUUACAGGAAUUUCUAAUCAGUGUUGGCCAAGUUCUGCAGUUGCUUUGAAUGUUACUAGUACAUCAAAUUCACAACUAUCUACAUCAGUUACAACAAGUCUUCCUGUUUCUAUAAUGUCAGUAGCUCCCGCAGCUUCACUGCCAAAUAAUAAUAUGAUCCAUUUUGCUUCUAAUUCCAUUUCAUUGCCAACAACAUCCCAAGUCGCUAGUACUUCCAUAAAUGCUGCGCCACAAGAUCCUGUUUGUUAUACUGUUCAAUCACCUGCUGAAAUUCUUUCCCAAUUAUCAAAAGCCGGGGUACUGCCUGCAAUGAGUAGUAGUCAAGUAUCUUCAGUCUUGUCUGCUCUGGGAUCUGAUUCCCAUGUAGAUAUGGAUCCAGACUCUACAAAUCACAAUGAAAUAUUAAAUAAUCAGGUAUUACCAGGUGACAAAGUGUCCACUCUGACCCAAACAGACUCAUUGGAAAUGAAUAUGAUGCAGCAUGAUGAUAAAAUAAUUCAGCUUUUGAGUAGUCAACAAUUGUUGGAACAUCAGGUAAAUGGGUCCCAGCUAUUGAUGCCCAAUUCUAAUCAGCCACCAAAUCUCAGUGCUGAUACUUCUCUCAGUGGUGGCGAACUGGUGACAGCUGAUAUUACAGAACCCAAACAAAUUCCAUCACCGUUCCCAAGAAUUGUUGCUAUGGUUUUAAAUGCUCCGAGCGUAUGCAAUGAAAAGCUCUGUGUACCUGAUAGUAAUGUUGAAGACACUUUCAAAAAUGGUGAAAUUAGAACCAGUCACAGUGCAGAGUCUCGAACAGAACAUACUACUGACCACUCGGGUGAUAGUUUGCAAGAUUUCUUAGUGCUUCCUGGUAAUUCAAAACAACGCAAGCGUCCUAAGAGAACUAGUGCUCUUCGAGAAAUGUUGUUGGGUUUGAAUGAUACCUCUACUGAUAAAGAGUCCUUGGGCAAAAAGCCAAGAGGAAGACCUAAGAAAGUGAAAAGUCAGAAUGAUUCUUGUAUAAACAUAAGUAAUAAUAAUCACAGUAAUGCUAAAUCUUCAGGAAAUGAGGACUUGUUUUGUAAUGGUGAUGUUAGUUCUUCAUUCUCAAAAGAGAUUGGAUGUUACAAAUGUAAACAUUGCCCCUUUUUAAGUGUUGAGGAAACAAGCAUGGUGUCUCAUGUAAAAUUAAAACAUUGUACAGAAGUGCCGGAAGUGAGCAUUGUAAGGCAAGAGUUGAAAUGUCCUGGCUGCCCUAACGUGUUUUUCACCACUAAUUCAUUGGAAGUACAUCUUAAACAAGAUCACCAAGUGAGCACACCAGAAUUAAAAGCCAUUACUAGUUCUGCAAUUAAGGUGGCUACUGAAGGCAAAAUUAAUUUGCCUACAGUGAAGAAAAAGAAAAAGAAACCCUGCAGUAACAAUGAUGUUAAACAUUCACAAACUACAAAUGUGAAAAACUUAGCCAGCACAAGUGGUAGUCCUCAAGUCUUAGUUGAACCGAACAGUAACAUCACUGUGUUGGAUGUCUCUGAGACCUUAAUUAUGAGCACAAAUUGUAAAAGUGAUUGUGAGUUAAUUGCAAAUGAGAAAAAACUACAUAUUAAAAACCUUGAAAAUGAUGAGGGUAUGGAUAACCACAGUUACAACAUUAGAAAUAUUUCUGCCCAAAGCACCAACAAUGGAGAUUGCCUGAGUAAUAAGUCUCAAGACCAGAAUGAGCAAUUUCCUAAUAAAAGCAACUUGGUUUCAUUUGAUGGAAAUAUGACAAACUCUGGAAUGGUUAAGAAUGCUUUAGAGAAAGUAGCUGUUGAUGGAAAGGCAUCUGUUGUAGAACCAAAAAGAAAACGUGGGCGACCUAAAGGUUCCAGAAGUUCUACCCUAAUAACUGGUAUGAAGACAUCUUCAGACAAAGAUGGUAGUCGAUCACCAAAAAAGAAUAAUGUUGGUCACAGAUGCAAUGUUGACAACUGUGCUGUGACUAUGAGAUCACCAGAAAACAUAGAAUACCAUCGUGCAUGUCAUCAAGGUGCAGAAUUCCGUUGUCCGGAGUGCAGUCAUACACAUUGUCAUUGGAAUGGUAUGAGUACACAUCUGUGGCGUGCCCAUAUGGUUGAUAUGGAGUUAUAUACUUGUGAUCAGUGUAAUUAUAAGACAGUGAGCUAUGCAAAACUUAUAAACCUUCAUAAAUGGAUACAUGGGUCCGAACGACCAUUUCUUUGUGAUUCGUGUGGAAAAGGCUUUAAAAAUAGGAAACAGUUGCGUAACCACAAGACAAUUCAUCAGCCAAAGCAGACAAAGGUCGGUGAAUGUGAGAUUUGCAGCCGUACUUUUACAAAUACUCGAAUGCUUCGAAUGCAUCUUGAUAAUGUUCAUAAUAAGCUGAGGCCUCACCUUUGCAACUACUGUGGAUAUUCUGCAUCUUCAGUUAGCAGUCUUAAAAUGCAUAUGCGAAAACAUACAGGAGAAAAACCGUUUAGGUGCACUUUAUGUGAUUAUUGUACUGCUGAUCACAAUUCAUUACGACGUCACAAGAUGAGACAUACUGGUGAUAAACCAUACAAAUGUCCUCACUGUCCUUAUGCAUGUAUACAAUCGAGUACAUACAAAGCUCAUCUUAAAACUAAGCAUCCUGGAAUGGAUGAUGGACUUAUGUUCAGCUGCAAUUUGUGCUCUUUCCGUUCUAACAAAACAAAUACCAAAUUUAACAUGGAGGAACAACCUGAUUCAGUUAUUCAACUUGUAGAGUGCCAUCUUCAAAAUGGCAAUAGUGAGUGUUACUCAAUGGUGAAACUUGGGGGUAUGGAUUCAACUUCAGAUAUACAGUUUAAUAUUAUGAAGGCCUUCAAUUUUGAACAAUUUUUACGUUUUAGUGCAGAAGAACUUGUUCGGCGGCGGACGAAACUAGAUUUUAUUAUUCCUACAAAAGGCCCCAAGUGCUUCACCCCUAAUGGUUCCUGGCUUGAAACCAAGCAGUUACAGACUUUGUUGGAUGCAACUAAAGCGUUAAUAGCUGAAGAACGAGUAGAACGGGAAAAUGCUUUAGCCCAAGCAGAAUGGGAUGAGGAUUUGAAAGUGGCCAGAGUUACUCGUGUUGUGGGACGACAAUUUGAAAAAUUUGGCCAUGAAGAAAAUAUGACAAUAUUUUUAUAUCCAGAAGAAGCAUUAUAUUUGCUUGAAACUAAUCAUCUCCAACUUCUUUUUGGAGGAGUCAGUAUGAGUAUUCAGCAAGCUUAUACAAUUCUAUUAGGAGCAAAAACCGGCUGCAACUUUUUGGAAUACAUGGUAUUUUCACAUCUGUUGAAAAAUGGCUUUAAAAUUUUACGUCAUAGUGCAAAAAGAACUAUAACUCGUUACGAACGGUUAAUUGGUUUACACGUGGAACAGCCAAGGAAUAGAAAAUCGAGAAGAAAAUCCAUUGUACGUGAGCAUGAAAGUAGUUGUGAAAGCAAUUACAAGGAGUUAAAAACUGAUCAAAGAAUUCCAACGAAAAAUGAAAAACAAAUUCAGUGUGAAAAACUAGGUGUGGAAUUAUUUCCGAGUGUAUUAAAAGAAAUGUCUUCAGAUAAGAUUUGUGGUAUGCCUUCUGUUGGAGCAACAACUGAUAAUUCAAGUGUGGGAAGUGACAUUGAAAUAUUAAGUGAGAAAAAUGCAUGCAGACCUGAAGAGAUAUCGGAUUUUACAGCAUAUUCAUCAUCAGCAUCAGAAGAAGAAGAAGAAGAAGAUGAUUCUGAUUGUCAAGUAAUUGAGGAAAUAAAUACAGAAAUAAAUGGGUCGAAUACAGUUAGGAAGAAAUUUUCUAAUGAAAACAAAGUGAUAGAAGAAAUUAAUUUGAGUGAUAGUGAGAGUAGCAACGUAGCAUGUAGUAAUAUGGAAGGUCCCAGUAUUAAAAAUGAAGUCAAAUGCGAACUAGAAUUAUGUGAUUUUACAAAAGUGAAGGAGAAUGAAAUACAGGAUACGCACAUUAUUUCUAAUGCGAGUUGUGAUAGUGAGGAUGAUGUGAACAGAAAUUCUAGCCUAGUUGAAAAUUUUGUUUUGGAAACUAAUGAUUGUAGUGAUAGUUGUGUUGCAGGGCAAUUUAAUUCUAAUGAGUUAAUGGAAUCUCUGCGUGUAACUGAAGAACCACUGGUUGAACGAACUGUUGAAGAAAAUGAUAUCACUGCAGCUACUAUUGGGAAUGAAAAGCAAUUGUCGGAGUAUGAAAGUUGCAAUGAAAUGUCAGAGAGUAUUUCAGUUCUCAGCGAUGUAAAAGAAGAAAGCUGCAGUUCUGUAUCUACUCCAUUGCUGCGUGAAUCAGUGAUUCAGGUAAAUACUGCUGUUUCAUAUAAGAAGGAAAAUGAUGAUACAGUUGUUCUUAAAUCCCAUCACAAAGAAAAAGAAAUAGAAGUAAUUGACUUAGAUGACGAGAAUAGUGAAAGUGGCAUUUUUGAAGAUCGGAACACAAUUCUACUAUCGUUUCCAAACGUUGCAGGAUGCCAUAUAAUACGUUGUAAUGUUCCACCGCAGCGUCUGUGUCCUCCUAAUGUCUGUCCAAGUCAGCAAACAUACAACAUUGACUUAGAAAGAUUACAAGAUCCUAGAUAUGGAGGUAGUCCUAAAAAAAAAGGAAGUGCUUCUGAAAGAUAUCAACAUCAGUAUGCAAGACAUGAAAGUGCCAACCAAUCUAAUAUAUUUAGGUAUAAUACUGAUUCAAACAGGCUGUGUAAUAGAUACAAUAAUAAUAAUUUUAAUAAUAAUUAUAAUAAUCCAUUUCCUGAAGAAAGAGGUGAAAGUUGGCAUGAUUCUCAGAACCAGUCAAGAGGUGAGGGUUUUGCUGAUUAUUCAGGAUUUAGUGAACAUCCAAUGUAUCCAACUUUCCACUCAAGACUCAGGGAGCUGCCAGAUCAAAUUUCUUAUCCUCAUUUUUCUGGGCAGCCCAUGCGUAAUUUAGCUCCACAUCAACAAUCAAGAGGCCACUUCAGGUCUAGAGGCAAUCCAAACCGUGAAAUGUACAAUCAAAAUUCUCCAUUCCAGAAUUGUCGUUUUCGAAGCUCCGGUGUUCGCAGAUUUCCCCGGAGAAGAGGUAGAGGAGGUAGAAACAUGCAUGGUGCUCGUUACUCUGUUGCGAGAGACAGAGAAUAUAAUGAGCCAUUUCAUGAGGCUGUAGGAAACUAUGUCCCUUUUAAUGCAGAAAACACACAUUCUUCCUAUGUGCAAUCAAGGACCACUCAACAAAGAACCUUCGGUGAAAAAAGACAUAGAAAAUUCAAUGAAGAAAAUGUUAAUUCAUCUUGUUCAAGAGAAAAGAGACCUAGAAGAAUGAGAGGCAAUUACUUCCCGCCCACUAGAAGUUCACGUGAUCUUUUGCAGUUUUUGGAUGUAAUUCAUCCAGAUGCUACUGGUAGUGCAAAUUCUGGGCCUGUUGUAUCAAGUAGCGGUUGUGAUAGUAACUUGAGUGAUUUCCGUGAGAUAGGACAAAAUGCAAGUGCCUUUGCAGAAUCUGAGAGUACCAGUAGCUCUAGUUCAAGAAGCAGUUGCAGUGACAGCUGCUCCUCUGAAGGAUCAUCUGAGGAAUCUGUAAAUGGGCCCUAUGGGAAUGAAGCAGUAGAUUCAGUUUCUGUGCUUCUCAAAUCAGAUAAUUUAGAGGAUAUUGAUUCGUGUUUAAAAUCUCUGGAGAUUGUUCGCUCUGUGAAAUUUAAGGGACUUACUGCAGAAACUGGUGAACCUCUCUUAAGUAUUAAGUUUGAUUUGUAUCAACCAUCUACCCAUUUUCGAAGAUCGAAUCCACCUGUUCCUGAUUUUCGAGUGGUUGUCAUGCAGCCUGAUCAGAAUCUUCCCACAUCUCGUCAGCUGGCCUUCCUUGGUGAAGGUUUUGAAGAUGAUGUACCUUUAUUAUUUGCAAUUGCAUCAACUGAUUCUGUGGCAUUUUAUCUACAGUCUGUUGUAGAUUUGCCAACUGUCAGUGGUAAAGAAAAAAUACAAGGAAAAUGAAUUUCCUUAAAUUGUGUUUCCAAAUGUUUAAAUGAAUGUAUGCAUUUUGAGUGCAAACCAUGUGAAUAGGUUCAUACAUUUUAUGCUGAUAUUCAUAAGUUAUUGGAGAUUGUAUUAAAUUAUGUAUAUAAUAGUGUGCUGUAGUAUUUCAUAUCCUGAUUUUCUAUUUGUUUUUAAAUUGUGUUCAACACUGCUGAUGAGUGUGUUACUUGUGUUUGAAAUUAUUUCUCUUGAUAUUGUGUAUUGCCAAAUCUAAAGAUUUGAAUAAUUAAUUUGGCUUUCAUGACCGAGUUCACUUUGUAUAAUAUUGUCGUGGUAUAAUUUUUUUAUCAAUAAUAAUGAUGUGCAAUAUUGAACAAAAUUAUUUUACAUCUUUCCUUCUUUUUCUUCUGAUUAUUGUGAGUUUGAGAUAUGUAACUACUGUGUAUAUGUGUAUAUAUAUAAUUUCUUAUCUAAGGCAAUAAGAUUUGUAUUGCAUUGGACUUCCAAAGGACUCCAUCUUUUUAAUGAAGGUUUGAUAUAAUUUCUAAUGUUUCUUGUAGAUAUAAGUUUUCUAAAAUAAUGUGCUGUGACUCUGUUUUUUUGGCUGUAUUUAUUGUUUCGAUCCUGAAAUAAUUGUGUCAAAAACAUUACAAAGCAAGAAUUCAAGAUUGUAUUGCAAAAAUUGAUCAUUUGCAACAGAAAAUGCAUCUCAAUUGAAUUGGAGUAUUGUCUUUACAUUUUUAUGGUAUUAUUCACUGAAAGAUUGUCUAAUGAAAUAAAAUAAAAUAAAAUUUAACUUUGAGAAUAUGAUUUGAGAUUUUAACAUUUUUUAAAAUUUCUAGUCACAUCCGCAUUUUAAACUUUGAUUUCUUGAGAGGAAUGCUUUUUAUGCAAGUCAUUAUUUAAUGCACCUCUGUGUGUCUUUGAAUUUGAAUCUUAAUUGAAGCUCACUUUCGAUUGUUCUAUUGUUUCAAUCAAGUUGUAUAGCAUAUCAUUAGAGUGGAAUUCUCUGUUUGGAAAAUUUGACAACUGUAAUUGUAUAUAGUAGUUAAAUUGUUUCAGAGUAAAUAAAGUCUUAAUCAAAGUUUUGCAUUUCAAAAGGCAUUUACUACUGGCCACUUUCCUUUACUAAAGAAACUUACCUUUGAUGAAAGCUGAAGUAAUUCUACUUCCAAAGAAUAUUUUCAGAAUGGUUUUAACAAAUUUCUAUUCAUUUUAUAAAUAAUUUCAAAAAAGUUUCAAAAUUGAUUUAAUAUCUACAAAGAAAUAAAUUUAUAUGUAUUAAUUUUCAUAUCAGAAAACUGAUGGAUGCUUUUAGCAGAUUUAUUUGUUAAUAACAUAUUGACAAGUUCAUCAAAAGCAAUAUUUUCUUGUGACUUAUGUUAAUGUUUCUCUUUGCCAGAUCAUUAUCAUUCUGUUUUCUCAGUUCUUCUAACCUUGCAAGCUUACUUUUUACUUUUCUUAAAUUUCAAAGCUAUCUGUUAUCAUGAUAUAUAUGUUUGUUUUCUUCUUUUUUCGUUCUCUCUCUCUCUCUCUCUCUCUUUUUUUU